AAAUGCACUUCCUUUACACCGCGGCGACCACAAUACAAAUACAACAAUCGGGGGGAAACAAUGGGCGCAGAUUUGACAUCACACCAAGAGAUAACAAGGGUUAUAAAUAGAAAUUAGGUGUAGAUCUAUAGCCUAGAUCUAGAUCUAUCUGUUUAUAUAUAUAUAUAUAUGGAAAUGGUUUUGUGACCUAGCAUAGGAAUGAAGUUACACUGGAGAGGAACAGACUCAAGACUCGACUCAAGGCUUUCUAAAACUGAUCAAAGCCUGCCAGUGAUAGCCUAAGUGAUGGGAAACUUUCAGGUCAAGAAGAAAGUUGAUCCUCAGCAUAUAAUAAUUCAAGGUCUGGACGCGGCCGGAAAGAGCACACUUUUGUACAAUCUCAGAUAUGGUGAAAUCAACUCCAGCUACGCCAUAAUUGGCUUUCCAAUAGAAACUCUGUCCUUCAAAGGAAUUGACAUUACAAGCUGGGAUAUAAGCGGUCGGUGUGCACAUAAUCGGCCUCUUUUAGAUUACUACUACCGGACUGCCACUGGCUUUGUGUUUGUUGUGAACAGUGCUGACCUUGAGAUGAUGGAUGAAGCUUUUGAUCAGUUUGACAGUUAUAUUCUGCAGAAAGAGGAAACGAAAGGAAGAGUGGUGAUGAUUCUGGCAAAUAAACAAGACUUACCCCGUGCUCUGAAAUGUGAGGAGCUGGAAAAGAAAUUCAGGGAGAGGUUCCCUGACACUCCGGACCGCAAGAUUUUCUUCCAACCUUGCAUUGCAUACACGGGAGAAGGUAUCCGUGAGGCCUUUGACAUUUUUACCACUGAACUAAAGCUCAACCAAGCAACCUCUAACAUUAACAUGAAAAGUUCUGUUGAAGGAGGAGAUGUGGCUGAGAGUCCAAAGGAGAAUUCCAUGAAGUUGCUCUUCAAAAAACCCAUGAGUUUCGUGAAGUCUGUGCUAAUGUAUUGAAUGAUUAAAAUACAUCCAUCUAAACUGUAUCUAGUUGUACUUUGAAUUUUGUCAAUAAAUAUGAGAUUACUUGUGCUGUCAGUAACUUUAAAAAUGUUUGCCGAGGAAAAAAUUGUCAGAUUCUGGACCCUUUCAACAUACCAUUAAAACAGAAACUAUAACUUUAGAGUUUUUGCGGGGCGUGACUACUUUCUUUGAUCUUUCAAAAAAUGUGAUGUUUAUAAUAUUAUGAUAUAUAAAACACUUUAUACAAAAGUCAUUUGAAUAUGAAUUAUGUUCUUUCUGGCUCUCUGAAAGUCUUUGUCUAGUUGUCUUUUUGACAGAAUUUCUUUUUAUUUGUCUACUUCUCUUGGGCAGGCAUGCAUAUGCUCAAAUACAUACACAUAGGCAAACCAUCGUUCAGACAUCCCUUUCACUAUGUGUCUGCAUCAAUAUCUUUACUCUGAUAUUUCCUGUAUUCUUGAGCCAAAUUGUCUUUGCGAUGAUUUCGUCGGAGAUAUUCAUCAUGUUUUGUGAAUGAAUCAGAAGUAAUUAGUCAUAGUUUUGCUGUUUGUCUUGUCUUGUGUAGUUAUCUUUAUCUCUAAACAAUGCUUUUCUAACUUCAUCCCACCUCUCCCUUCUUUUUCAUUUCACUGUUCUUCUGCGAAACAGCAUUUAUUUUUUGGCGAAAUUGUCUCUAGAUGCAUAAUACAUGGUAUGUGAUAAUACUAUUGUAUCAGAUAGAGUUGCUUUAUCUUGUCUGUCAGCAAGAGCACACUGUGACCUUUUGCAUUCCUUAUAUAUGUAAUUCUAAAAUUCAAUACAAAAUUCAUUAAGUUU
Aplysia californica (California sea hare) is the source of this 1773-nucleotide messenger RNA. RefSeq names its product ADP-ribosylation factor. The transcript is spliced from 6 exons. Gene Ontology annotation, molecular function: GTPase activity; GTP binding. Gene Ontology annotation, cellular component: cytoplasm. Gene Ontology annotation, biological process: intracellular protein transport; vesicle-mediated transport. NCBI's taxonomy places the organism in Eukaryota, Metazoa, Mollusca, Gastropoda, Aplysiida, Aplysiidae. The record is from RefSeq and is a predicted model, not a curated record. The coding region runs from base 286 to 954 and encodes 222 amino acids.